AUCAAGUUACAUAUCUUGGAUUUGUAUGAGACCGAGUACGAUGAGGGUUUCAAGAAAAACAUCAAGAAUCUUGGAGGUUCGCAAGUUGUUCCUGUGAGUGAGUCUCAACGGCCACAACAAGAUGAAGAUAAGAAGAGGAAGAAUAAGCCCUCCAAGACAGAAUCUGAGAGAGAUGUUUGGAAAAGGAACAAACGUUUUGAAUCAUCAAAAUUAAUGAAUGAUUCUUUGAAAAGUUUGAAGAAUGUUGAAGUUAUCACAGCCCCUCCUGAUGAGCAAUCUAUAGCUGUUGGAAGAUCCGCGGAACUGUAUUUUGCGUCUUCAUCGAUGCUUUCUGGAGGAACUUCGAGAGAUCUAAGUUGUUGUUCUUUAAAAAAGAGAAAGUAUGGUGACAUGGAAGAAGAAGAAUCAACUUAUCUAAGUAAUUCGGAUGAUGGAUCGGAUGAUGGGAAGACACGAGUUACUGCGACAACAAGAAAGACUGUGGCUAAGAAAAAACGAAGCACAGAAGUCCAUAAGUUAUCUGAAAGAAAGCGAAGAAAUGAGAUCAGCAAGAAAUUGUGUGAAUUGCAGGAUCUACUACCUAACUGCUACAAGGAUGACAAGGUAUCAUUGCUGGAUGAGGCUAUCAAAUAAAUGAGGACCCUUCAACUUCAAGUUCAGAUGAUGAGUAUGGGAAAUGGAAUAAUACCAUCUACGAGUACGAUGUUGGCAAUGGGUCAUUACUCUCCCACGGGUCUACGAAUGCAUAUGGGCGAAGCAGCAACAACAACAUCAGUACCACAAUUUUUGCCUAUGAACCUUCAAGGAACCGGUUUUUCCCGGAUCAACGAGGCCUCAUCACAAAUGCUAAGCAACUUUCUUAAUCACCACACAGGACUAAUCCCAAACUCUCCCAUCUUUUCUCCACUGGAAAGUUGCUCUCACCAAUUCGUCGUGCCUUCAUGUUUUCCUGGGACUCAUUCUACUUCCUUCACUCCAUUUUCAAAGUCUGCGCCGACAUCAAACUUAGAAGAUGCAAUGCAAUUCAAAGGAAGCAAUGGUUAUUAAUUAAUUAUCGGUCGACGCUCGCUAAACAUAAAACAUUUGUAGAUAAGUUGAUUAUGUAUUGGGGCUUGGUGUGUAUCAACAUCAGUUCUGGGUUCGAUUUCUCCUAUAAACUAAAUUAUCAUCA
Brassica napus (rape) is the source of this 1171-nucleotide messenger RNA. Its product is annotated as transcription factor PIL1. Gene Ontology annotation, molecular function: protein dimerization activity; DNA-binding transcription factor activity. Lineage: Eukaryota; Viridiplantae; Streptophyta; Magnoliopsida; Brassicales; Brassicaceae. Gene Ontology annotation, biological process: regulation of DNA-templated transcription. The record is from RefSeq and is a predicted model, not a curated record.